Messenger RNA from Cherax quadricarinatus, 2789 nucleotides. It is a transcript of the gene Atg101, whose product is annotated as autophagy-related protein 101. Gene Ontology annotation, cellular component: phagophore assembly site. The record is from RefSeq and is a predicted model, not a curated record. Gene Ontology annotation, biological process: autophagy; autophagosome assembly. Lineage: Eukaryota; Metazoa; Arthropoda; Malacostraca; Decapoda; Parastacidae.
GUAUACCAUGUACAUGUACUUGUAGAAAUAAAGAUAAUUAUUAUUAUUACUUUAAAAGUGGCGGGUUAUGAUGUGACCAUCAGCUGACUGAGUGUUGUGUCGACGCAGAUCAAAACAAAGCCAGAGAUGAACGCUAACACGCAGGUGCUCGAACUGAAUGUGGAGGGUAGACAGGUGGAUGAAGCAGUUUUAAGUCUGUUCCACACACUGCUGUUUCAUCGAUCCACAGGAAAAUUCCAUUACAAGAAUGAUGACACAUAUGCUGUUGGUACCAUUGGUUUCCAAGAUGUGGACUGUGAUUUCAUUGAUUUUACUUAUGUACGUUGUUCAUCAGAAGAAUUGGACAAAAACAUCCGCCGUGAAGUGAGUGGCUUCUGUGAAGCCAUCCGAGCUCCUGAUGCUCCAUCCAGUGGCCAGGUUGCCUUAGAAUUUUAUCAGCGAAAACGUGGAAGAUGGCCAUUUGCUACAGAAAGUAUUCCUUGGGAAGUGUGGACACUGAGGGUGAAUGUAGUUUCUUUAAAUAAUGAACAUGAGCGACAGAUCUGGCGAGAAAAAGUCGGGGAAUCUCUUGGAGAUAGAUUACUACAUAUAACAGACACAUUGAAUCGCCAUGAUUAUAUCCCAUCACCUCCAAAUCAGGCAGAAAUUGAUUUUAUAUAUGACACAACUUUCCCAGAUGUCCAACCUUUCCUUUUUAAGGUAAACUAUAGUGUUUCAGCCCCCAGUAAUCCAUCAGCAACCACUACAUUCAAGAAGCUAAUAAGAGAUACUUUAGCACUAUAACAUUGGCUGUACAUUAGGUUACUUCAGCUUUCGUCCUGUGCUGCUUGCAGAAGACGUCAUUGGGGAGGCUUUUGUUGCCUUGGUAUUCUGAGGCUCUGAAGUGUGGUAAGGCCCAAAAUGAUUUGGAGUACUCUCUUGCAAGGAAGUUGGAUGUCCAUUAUGAAGUCAGUAUGUGGUCUGAUGGCAGACCAUCAGUCUUGUUUCUUCUUUCUGAGUUCAUAAGAACCAUAAUAACUUAUUGCAUCAGAUUUAGGUACAAUUGUUUAUAUACAAAUAUAUAAAUAUAUAUAUAAUACUGUAUGAUGCAUUGAAUGAUGGGAGACAAGUAAAUUAGGGUUUGAAUAAUUACCUGGGGUCAAUAUUAAACUUUUUUUAGUGACCUGUGAAAAAAAAAAGAUAGUGAUAUAUUUAGGUGCCGAUAUUUUUCACAGUGCUAAUAGUCUACAUGUAUCAUUUGUAAUAAUUAUAUUGCCAGUGCUGCAGUAGUUGCAGAUGACCUAUUUGCUUAUAGAUCUUUUAUGCUGAAAUCAACAAAGUACUGUAAGUUACCGUACCUGCUGUUUUCUCUACUCAGCAGUAAUUGCAUUUUGACUUAGUCACAAACUAGAUUAUAGUUUAGUCAUAAAUAUUAAAACAUCGCAUUCAACAUACUCAGUUUUCUCUUUUUUUUUUACCUGAAAUUAUUGUGCAGAAGCACAUCAUGUGGCUAGUUUUUAAAGUUUCUAAUUGAAACUUUGAUUGCAUUCCCUAGUAACAAGGGCAUGUGCUGAAGUAAAUAUUUAAUCUAUAUUUUAGAUAUAAGUUAAACCAAGUUCUAAAAGUUUGGUAUGAGGGAUACUGAACCACUGAGAAUAUUUCAUGCAGCGAAACCUUUCUCUUGGUUUAUUUUUGUAUAAAAUUCCUGCAUCUGUUAUUCAGCUUUCUCAUAGGAUGUCAUUGAGUGAAUUGAAUCACCACUUCAUUCCAUACAUGCCUGGAUAACAGUUCUCUUCAUUUGAUUGUUUUCAGUAUUUUUUUUUAAAUUCAUGUAAUAUGUGGAAUGGGCCCUCAUACAUGCUUUUGUUAUGAUAAAAGCAGGGAUAGCCAAAUAUGGCUUAACAUAUUCACUUGAGUACUGCAAUGUUUCCAGUGAAACUGUGUUGCUCUUCAUUAAUAUUUAGUGAUUCUAUACAGUGACAUAUUGAAAAAUGAAGUAAAGUUAUAUCAUACGUAGCAACCAAUUGAUAUGGCUUUAUUACUACUAGCUUAGUCCAACAAAUAAUGAUUUGUUGCAAAAUUCAGAAGAAAAAUUCUUCUAUAUUUUUGUUUGAUCAUGCUGAUUACAGUUUAGAUUUAAAUCAAGCUGUAAUACAUUAUAUUUUUACUAAUGCACUCAGUAUUGUACAGUUUGAAGAAAUACUCUUGUGACUUCUAAAUUGUUGUCUAUUCUUGAGUGACAUGCAUACAUAAAAUGUUACUGGAUUAACUCUACAUUAACUUUACUUUUGAAAGUGCAUUGCCAAAAUUUAAUUAUUAGUCAUUUUUUCCAUGUGCCAAAAAUAUCCUGUUAAAUAUGUCACUUAGAUCACAGAAAUAUAUUUUAUGUCAAAUUUUGCUAAAUACUGCAUCAUAGUCAGACUUGAAACAUUUUGGUUCACAAGCUUGAUUUGAAUAUGCAAGAAAGGUCUUGUUGACUUUGCUGGAUACUUUCUGUCCAUGAAAGACAAUUCAGAAAUUUGAAUAUUUAUAUCUUUAAUAAUUGUAUAAUGUUAAUAUAUGUAUUUCUAAAGCUAUGAGAUAAAUCCUAUUAAGAUUUCUAUUUGAAGUCUAAUUAUAAUUUAUACAUGUAAUUUUAUAAUUUAUUAUUGAUCAUAACACUUGUGGAAAGGUGAAAUCACUUGAAAUAUUUCUUUAUCACACUCAGAAGAGUUUCUUUUCUUGUAAUCACAAUGCUGUUACUUGUAAGAGCUGAAAAAGGCACUGAAUGUGCCUGUAGUGGAAAUAAAAUAUUUUUGUAAAGGCAACAA